Molecule: messenger RNA, 1532 nt
Organism: Vigna angularis (adzuki bean)
Lineage: Eukaryota; Viridiplantae; Streptophyta; Magnoliopsida; Fabales; Fabaceae
Product: monooxygenase 2
Exons: 6
Coding region: 77-1303 (408 amino acids)
Molecular function (GO): FAD binding
Source: RefSeq, a predicted model, not a curated record
GAUACACUAGUGUUCGUAUUGCUAAUACGUCUAUAUAAGGGAACGCAAAUUUUCCAGUCACAGUUAUAUUAUAACAAUGGAAAGAGAAAUAGUUCAAGAUAUUGUGAUUGUGGGAGCUGGAAUUGCUGGCGUCACAACAUCGUUAGGACUUUACAGGUUGGGUAUUCGAAGUUUGGUGUUGGAAUCUUCGGAUAGCUUGAGAGUCACUGGCUUUUCUCUUUCCAUAUGGCAAAAUGCUUGGAAGGCUUUGGAUGCCGUUGGUGUUGGAGACAAACUUCGCCACCACCAUCGACCACUCAAUGGGAUUGUCACCACUUCAUUGGUUACUGGGAAACAGAUAGCAGCCAUGCCUUUCAAACCAACAGAAAACCAAGAAGGUAUUGAAAUUCGUUGUGUUCAAAGGACAAAAGUGUUGGAAGUCCUUGUGAAUGAGCUUCCAAAGGAAACCAUCAGAUAUUCCUCAAAAGUUGUUAGUAUCGAGGAAUCUGGCUUCUAUAAGAUACUCCAUCUUGCUGACGGGACAACCAUCAAAACCAAGGUGUUGAUUGGGUGUGAUGGAGUGAACUCUCUGGUGGCAAAGUGGCUAGGCUUCAAGGAGCCUUCUUUUACUGGGAGAUUUGCAAUCAGGGGUUUUGCACAGUUUGAGACCAACCAUGGAUUGGAGCUGAGGUUCAUGCAGUUUUUUGGCAAUGGUGUUCGAGUUGGUGUUGUUCCUUGUAAUGAAAAACAGGUCCACUGGUUUUUCACUUGUGUACCCUCCAGCCAAGAGCUAAAGGAGCUGAAAGCGGAUCGUGCUAAAUUGAAACCAUUUGUGUUAAAAAAUCUUGAGAACAUGCCUAGUGCUGUUAGAGCCUGCAUAGAAAUAACUGAUCCAGAUGGUUUUCUAUCAUAUCCAUUACGAUAUAGACAAGCCUGGGAUCUGAUGAUGGGGAAUAUUAGUAAGGGCAAUGUUUGUGUUGGUGGAGAUGCUCUGCACCCGAUGACUCCUGAUCUUGGGCAGGGAGCGUGUUGUGCUUUGGAGGAUGGGAUUGUUUUGGCAAGAUGCUUAGCUGAGGCAUUUUCGAAAGAGAAAGAGGAAGAAGAGGUGCAAAAUAAGAAGAUUGAGGAAAGCUUGAAGAAAUAUGCAAAGGAAAGAAGAUGGAGAGCCGUUGAUGUUACUACCACAGCUUACAUGUUGGGUUCCAUUCAGCAGGCUGAGUCCAAAUUGGUUACCUUUUUGAGGGAAAACAUCUUGCCUACGUUCCUGGCUGCUCAAUACCUUAAGAAGUCAGGUUAUGAUUGUGGAAAGUUAAACGGUUCCUAGACUACACAAUCGUUUUGUAAAAUGAUUGGUGAGGUUAUCAUUGUGGAAAAUUAAAUAGUUCCUCACCGACACAAUUAUUUCGUAAAAUGAUUGGGAGCGGAACUUAAUAUCCUAAAUCAUGUAAUAUGUUUGAAAAAUAAAUGUUGUAAUAUGUAUGUGUGUUUGUAUGGCUUCAAUAAGCUAUAAGUUGCUUUCUAAUAAAUUUUUAUAAUAAAUUUAUAUUUUCUAA